AUGGCUUCUAAGAAGAAGUGGGGUGAUAGUCGGAGAGAGGGCAUUCGCAGGGACCAGGCGUACUCCAUGCGGGAGGAGUCGUCAGAGGGGCUGGGACAUCCAACCACCAGAGGGCGCUUCUCAGAGUCCUGGAAGAGGCUUAGCUCCAGGGGGGGCUCCACCAAGAGGAGUGCGCUCAACUCCCAGCAGCCACCGUACAAUGGACAGAGCAGCGCUGCUGAUUUAAAAUGGCGAGGCCAAGUUUACCACUCGGGUCCUGGUGAAGACGUUGUGUUGGAGGCCGAACUGUCGCCUUCCUACUCCUAUGCUGUUCCUAUAGGGGGCGCUCUGCAGGAGUGUCUGCCCUAUGAUGAGGACGCUCCCAUCAAUGCAGCACAGCAACACACUCAGGCACAGAAAUCGUGGAUCGAGAGAGCCUUCAACAAGAGAGAAUGUGUUCAUAUCAUAGUGAGUGCCAAAGACCCCCAUAGGUGCUGCUGUGGCCGUCUAAUUGGUCAGCACGUUGGCCUGCCCCCCGGCAUCUCCUCCAGUCAGAAUGACAAGACGGAGCGUCUGGCUAAGAAUGACAGCCUAUCAGAGAAAUGGUCAAUCAGCAAACACACCCAGCUCAGCCCCACCGACGCCUUCGGAACCAUUGAGUUCCAGGGAGGGGGCCACUCCAACAAAGCCAUGUAUGUGCGUGUGUCCUACGACACCAAGCCAGACCUCCUGCUGCACCUGAUGACCAAGGAGUGGCAGCUGGACCUUCCCAAGCUGCUCAUCUCGGUGCAUGGGGGCCUGCAGAACUUUGAGCUGCAGCCCAAACUCAAACAGGUCUUUGGCAAGGGCCUCAUCAAGGCUGCAAUGACAACCGGAGCCUGGAUCUUCACCGGCGGGGUCAACACAGGGGUGAUCCGGCAUGUGGGUGAUGCGCUGAAGGACCAUGCCUCUAAAUCCCGGGGGAAGAUCUGCACUAUCGGCAUUGCCCCCUGGGGCAUUGUGGAGAACCAGGAGGACCUGGUGGGAAAAGACGUGGUCCGACCAUACCAGACCAUGUCCAACCCACUGAGCAAGCUGACCGUGCUCAACAGCCUGCACUCCCACUUCAUCCUGGCCGAUAAUGGGACCACAGGGAAGUACGGUGCUGAGGUCAAACUCCGCAGACAGCUGGAGAAACACAUCUCCCUGCAGAAGAUCAACACACGUAAACAACCCCCUACCCCUAACCUGUCCAAGCUAGAACGAACCCCACGACACUGCUCCAGUAAACACGCUCCUGCCAACCCCGAUCUGCUGGUCCAGAAACAACUCACGCGCCCUACCCCCGACACGUCCAAGAAACAACCAGCCGCCUACCCCCGACACGUGCCAGAAACAACCCCCUACCCCCUGACACGCCAGAAACGAAGCGCCCCAUACCCGCGACACGGCCAAGAAACAACCCGGUCCCGUAACCCCCUCAGGAGACACUCCACAAUCAAGCCCCUACGACCCCGCGUACACUGUGCCAAAGCAACCCCGCACGCCGCGCCACGUGGUCUAAAAAAACAACCCCUCCGUAACCGGGGCGUCGGUACACGCCGAAACAACCCUGUUUUUCCUGGAGGACACCGCUCCACACGCUCUAAUUAA
Molecule: messenger RNA, 1611 nt
Organism: Salvelinus sp. IW2-2015
Lineage: Eukaryota; Metazoa; Chordata; Actinopteri; Salmoniformes; Salmonidae
Source: RefSeq, a predicted model, not a curated record